AUGUCGCCGGAGAACUACGGCUGCUGCGAUGCGUACGGUACUGGUGACUUCUUCUGCCCUACACAGCCCGGCUGUCAUCAGACACACGACACCUGCUUUCCGCGGAAGAGCAAGAUCGGGGGUGAAGGCCUCGAACAGCUUCGGCCGGAGCAGCGGGAGUUUCUACUGCACCGGGUGCGAGAGGAGGACUUGCGCAAGGGAGGCACCCUCAAAUGCCACCAGAUCGCGAGAGCGGUGGUAGCUUUUCCAACGAUGUCGCAGGUGCUGGAUGUUGGAGCCGGGACAGCGCCCUGCAAGCCAGUGAUGGAGGAUGCCGGGUUGUCGGUGUGCGGCGACCGUCCCCGAACGAUACUCAUGGCAGCGCGUCCUGAGAACAUCGAGGAGUGGUGUUACCUGGUUCCUCAUUUGCUCAGUCCAGCUGGUUGGCAUAGCAUCGCGGAGGCUGAGUCAGUCAGCCUCUCCUACUGCAGCUGUCCGUGGGGUGGAAGUUUGGUGAAGCUCACGGUGCUGGACGUGCAGGUGGCAGACGCCCCCGACGAUCCCUCGCACAUCUUCGUCCGGCCCGAGUCGCGCGCGUGGUGGGCUAAGAACUUCGCAGAAUCGAGCCCCGAGCAUUUCACAGUGAAGGAGCAGCUGGCACCGGGAGAUGCCAUAAUAUGCCGGUGGGCAUCCUGGAAAGUCUUGCGUGUCUUUGCCGUGCUCUUCGGCGAGAUCGGGACGGAGCUUCUGCAGACCCAUUUUUACGACCCGGCUGAGGCUGUGGAGCUUCACAUGCGCACCCAGCGCAAUUAUCCACAAACUGGCGACUGUUCUCAGACCAUCAUGAGCCCGUCGGAAGCCUUCGAAGCCAUCAACUUUUGCCGCCCACAGGGGGAGAAGGGGAUGUGCAACGUGUACCACAUCUUUCGGGUGUCCAGCGGCAUUAACCUUUCUAAGUGGGCCGCUGCGCAGCUGUACGGGGCCAUGGAAUCAGGUAGGAGAGUUGCACAGUACUAUCUGAAUCGGCCGGGAAUCAGCCAGCUUCGUGCAUUGGAUCAGCAGUUCUACGUUGUUCUGACGAUACAAACCUUCAAGCGGGGAUUCCCGUUAAUCCCUGUGUGCUCUGGUGAAGAACACGAAGAUGUCACGAGAAUCGAUGCGGGCAACCACUUGGGUUUGUCAACUUGGGUCCGCUAUGACCCCGCGAAAGAUGGCAUUGAUGGCUUCUACCUGUCCGGGUACAUGCAGGCCUUGGCAGAGUGCCUGGGUGAAAGCCUACAUUUUUACCAGUGUUUGGACGGAAAGGAGCUACUGUACUUCCAAUGCGCAGUGGCUCGGGAAGAAUGGUCCCGCGCUCAAGACCGCUUGAAAGAGGCGUACCUACUGCAGAAGACUGCUUACCGACGUGCCAAUGGCGGAGCGCAGGCACCAGGACUAAACGAGGCAAACACUCCGCGCUUCUGCAAGCGAGUCCGCCUUACCUCCCUUGAAGAGCGAAUCCAGGCCGACGCGGCAGCUCGAGCCGGCCAGCAGAAGGUACAGGUGCGCAAGACCUUCAUUGAGAGGGACGAGAGUGAACCCGAGGAGCAUUUUGAAGCUCGAAGCUUCAGACGUUGCCGGACUGAGACGCCUGCCACUGCAGUUCGCUAUGUUGGUCCUGGGGUCGCUUGA
Molecule: messenger RNA, 1650 nt
Organism: Symbiodinium sp. CCMP2592
Lineage: Eukaryota; Dinophyceae; Suessiales; Symbiodiniaceae
Source: the annotation of a GenBank genome assembly